AGGAACUACACCAAAAGAGGUCCAAUAUAAUGAGAUGCAUUACAGCUGGACUUCAGCCUGAGAGAAUCUGUCCUGUCAUCUUUUUAAUACCUUAGUAAGUCUUUUUGCAGCUUAAACCUUAACUCGCAGGACUACAGUCAAGUUCAGUGUUGGUGCAUGAACGGACCUUAAAGCUGCUUUGACACAUGCACAUCUGGAUAUCAAAAUGAGCAGCUUUGGGGAGAUUCUGAAGGAGAUCGGGGAGUUUGGUUUGUUUCAGAAACGUCUGGCGGCGGUGUUAUGCAUCCCCAGCCUGUUCACAGCUUUCGAUGUGAUCGGUCAGGUGUUUGUAGGACUGAACUUCCCACAUCACUGUAACACCGACUGGAUCCUGGAGCGAGGACCCAACCUGACGGAGGAACAACAAAGAAAUCUCACCCUCCCACUGAACAAGGAUGGAGGUUUUGAAAGCUGUGAGAUGUUCACUCCUGUGGAUUUGGAUUUGGAAACCAUUAUAGCGUACGGCAUCAACAAGACUACAGGAUGCACACAUGGAUCGGAUUCUGAAGCACCUGAAGGGGCAUCAAGCAUUGUGACAGAGUUCAACAUGAUCUGUGACAGGAGUGGUUUGAUUGCAGCGUCUCAGUCCAUCUACAUGGCCGGUCUCCUGGUUGGAGCGCUGGUGUUGGGGCCGAUGGCUGACAGGUUUGGUCGUCGCUUCGUAGUCCUGCUUUCCAUCUUUCUCCUCAUGUUGUUUGGUGUCGGCAUUAGUUUCUCACCCAACAUCUAUGUUUAUAUUGUUCUGAAGUUCUUAAAUGGCAUUGCCGUUUCAGGCAUUAUUGCUAAUUUAUUUGUCAUAGGUGGAGAGUGGAGUGACUCCUCAAAGUUUGCUCUCUGCACCAUCAUCUGCCACUCGUCCUUCCCCCUUGGACUGAUAAUGUUGUCGGGCAUUGCCUAUCUGAUCCGUGAUUGGAGGAUCCUGCAGCUGGUGCUCUUCAGUCCUCUGGUCCUUGUCCUGGGAAUCGUUUACUGGUCAGACGCCUCUCAGACACUUAAGAUGCUAAUCUCGAUUUAAGCCCUAAGUGAACGCUCUAUAGCAGGGGUGUCCAAACUUUCGAAAAUUCGAAGGGCCGGGCCACGCACUAGAGCUAUAUUGCCUCAUAAGUUCAGU
Messenger RNA from Notothenia coriiceps (black rockcod), 1150 nucleotides. RefSeq names its product solute carrier family 22 member 13-like. Bases 206 to 1054 code for a protein of 282 amino acids. Gene Ontology annotation, molecular function: transmembrane transporter activity. Gene Ontology annotation, cellular component: membrane. The record is from RefSeq and is a predicted model, not a curated record. Lineage: Eukaryota; Metazoa; Chordata; Actinopteri; Perciformes; Nototheniidae. The transcript has 4 exons. Gene Ontology annotation, biological process: transmembrane transport.